AUGGAGCUCUCAGAGUUCUGGAGUGAACUCAACACAUUCACUAUAUAUGGGCCCAACCAUACAGAUAUGACAACGAAAUACAAAUAUCCAUAUCACUUCCCUGGAGAACAAGUAGAAGACCCACAAUAUUGGACGAUUCUUUUUCAAAAAUACUGGUAUCACUCGAUUACGAUUUCUGUAUUAUACUUUGCAUUAAUCAAAGUAAUUCAAAAGUUUAUGGAAAAUAGAAAACCAUUUACCCUCCGUUAUCCACUGAUUCUAUGGAAUGGAGCAUUGGCGGCAUUCAGUAUUAUUGCAACUCUUCGAUUUUCUAUUGAUCCCCUCCGAUCACUCUAUGUCGAAGGAGUAUACAAGACCUUGUGCUAUUCGUGUAAUCCAACUGAUGUCGCAGCCUUCUGGAGUUUUGCAUUCGCACUUUCCAAAAUUGUUGAAUUGGGAGAUACAAUGUUCAUUAUUCUGAGAAAACGACCAUUGAUCUUCUUGCAUUAUUAUCAUCAUGCUGCUGUCUUGAUUUAUACCGUUCAUUCAGGUGCUGAACACACCGCCGCCGGUCGUUUCUACAUUCUGAUGAAUUACUUCGCUCACUCCUUAAUGUAUACUUAUUACACUAUCGCUGCCAUCGGAUACAGAAUGCCAAAAUGGGUUUCAAUGACCGUCACCACUGUACAAACAGUCCAAAUGUUGGCUGGCGUCGGAAUCACUUGGAUGGUUUACAAAGUGAAAGCUGAUUAUAAACUUCCCUGCCAACAAUCAAUGGCCAACCUGUAUCUUGCAUUCGUUAUCUAUGUCACUUUUGCCAUUCUCUUCAUUCAAUUCUUCGUGAACGCCUAUAUCGUCAAGUCGGCGAAAAAGGCUAAAGAGUUGAAGAAAGAGUAA
Caenorhabditis remanei is the source of this 876-nucleotide messenger RNA. RefSeq lists its product as uncharacterized. The transcript is spliced from 4 exons. Gene Ontology annotation, cellular component: endoplasmic reticulum membrane. Gene Ontology annotation, molecular function: fatty acid elongase activity. Gene Ontology annotation, biological process: fatty acid elongation, polyunsaturated fatty acid; fatty acid elongation, saturated fatty acid; fatty acid elongation, monounsaturated fatty acid. NCBI's taxonomy places the organism in Eukaryota, Metazoa, Nematoda, Chromadorea, Rhabditida, Rhabditidae. The record is from RefSeq and is a predicted model, not a curated record. The coding region runs from base 1 to 876 and encodes 291 amino acids.